Closterium sp. Naga37s-1 is the source of this 1899-nucleotide messenger RNA. The record is from the annotation of a GenBank genome assembly. NCBI's taxonomy places the organism in Eukaryota, Viridiplantae, Streptophyta, Zygnematophyceae, Desmidiales, Closteriaceae.
AUGGCGCUAUCGGCGCUGCUCCUCCCCCUGCAGCGCCUGAUCGCCGAUAUCGAGCUCAUUUUCGACCACCGCCUCCCCUCCGCCGCUCCUUUAACCUCCCGCUCCCCGCACUCCUCGCUCUCCUCUCUCUCCUCUCUCUCCGCGGUCGGCUCCUCCUCUUCCGCCGUCUCACCUUCCCGCGCGCCCUCUCGCGAUAACAGCGACGAUAAGAGCAGUCGCUCGAACCGCCGAGCCGCCAUAGCUCUCGUUCUAGUAAUCGCCAUUGCGGGCGUCACGGUUUCCCUCAUUCUCGCGUGCUCCACCAGCGGCUCUCUCUCGCCGCGCCGCCUUCGUUUCAGCGAGCACGAACCGCCGUACGGCUCGACAGCGGCGGACUGGAAUCGAGUUCAGAGUCCAUCAGACGGUGCCGCCAGUAGCAGAUCUGCUUUUAGCGGGGAUGAAGGGGACGACGGGCCUGGAACCCCUUCCGCGGGUAGGGGCUGGUGGGGACUGACUCGAAGCGCGCAAGCGAAAGCUUCCGCCGCGGCAGCAGCGGCGUCUGCCGAGGUGCGCUUACUGCUGAGCCUGUUCCGCGUGACGGCGCUGGGGCAGCGCCUGGCGGAAGCCGUCACGCUGGAAUGCACGGAUGCUGUCGUCCGCGCACCUGAGCCGCAAGCCAGCCUCGCGUCCCCUUCCGCCACUGCCGCUGCGGCUGCAGCUGCGGCGGCAUCCGGAUCGCUGGGAUCCGCUUCCGCAUUGCCUGGGUCUUCCGCCGGUUUCGGCGCAGGCGCAGAUUCAAGCGCGCGCAUCGGGGCGGACGGGGGAGAUUUCGCGGAAGAUGGUUCCCUCCCUGGCGCGCACCCCGCCAGCGGCGCAUCAAGCAGCGCGCGUUCCGCGUCCGCGGAGCGCACAGUUGCGUGCAGCGCGCGGGAGAGGGCGGCGGGCGCGCCCCUGGCGGCAGUGAAGGCGCACAGAGUAUCCGCGGAGGACGAGGUGCUACUCGCGCUGGUGCGCGGGAAGAAGGCGGAGAGGGAGCAGAUAUCACUAGGCGUGACGGACCCUGCUAUCGCAUUCCUCUUCCUCGCCCCGCCCAAUGCCGCCCUGCCGUCCCCAGCUGUUUGGAACCGCUUCUUCGAGGGCCACGAGGGGAAGUACAACGUGUAUGUGCACGUGCAUCCGGGCGAGCACUCACAGACGCUCUUCUUCAACGACUCCCUCGUGCGCGCUCACCAUUACAGGGAGGGGGACAUAACAGCAGUGGAUGCGUUGAGGAGGCUCCUAGCCCCCGCUCUUGCCAACCCUCGCAACUUCCGCUUCCUCAUCCUCUCCCCCUCCUGUGUGCCAGUGCGCAACUUCACCACGGUGUGGCGCUACCUCAUGGCGUCGCCCCUCGCCUACCUCCACAGCUCCGACCCAGAGCCCUCCCCAUCCGCCUACUCCCCGCACAUGGCUCCUGACGUGCGCCCCCUCCAAUUCACCGCCGGCUCACAGUGGAUGGCGAUCACGAGGCGCCAUGCAUACGCCAUAGUGGAGGACCGGGCAGUCUACGCCAAGUUCGCUGCCUUCUGCCGGAACGACCGCUGGCACCACCACUGCAACCCCGCCCAUCACUACGUCCCCACUCUCCUACGAGUGACAUGGCCGGACAGGGUGGCCAACAGAUCAGUCAUCUACGCGCACUCGCCCUCCUCUCACCUCCUCGCCCCACCCACCCUCACCCCCUCGCGCAUCUCCUCCCUUCUCCUGCACAACGUGCAAGAAGCGAAUCACUACUACACAACCAGUCAAGCCAGUCAUACUUCUGUGCGGCGUUGCAUCGUGGAUGCCCGCCCCGCAAAGUGCUUCCUCUUCCUCUCUGGCCUCACUCCUGCUGCUGUGGACCGAUUCAACUCUCUGCCACUCCCACUGCUCGGUUAUUGA